AAAAAAAAGAAAAGAAAAAGGAAUACCCCAUCUUCCCAGUCUCUUUCGCUUUGCUUUCCUUCCAGGCUUCUUUCCUUGUCUCCUUCACACUUCCCCGUUUCUUCAACAAUAUUUACAUUCCUUAGGCCUUUGUUUGUACUUGUUUUUCUUGCCUGCAAAAUCCCAGAGAAUCUGAAAACAAACCCUUUUAGCCAUUUAUCUCACACACACACACACACACACAUAUAUAUAAGUCUCCAGGUAAUAUCUUCUUUGAGUUUUCCAUUGCUUUGACACAAAUUCCCUUGCAUAGUUUUCAAAAGUUUCAGUGUACUUCACUGCAAAUACCCUCAGAGAAUCAGUAGAAACUAAAAUCCAGUGUCUUUAGUGGCGCACAUAUUUUUUUUUUUCAUCUAAAAUUCUAUUAGCACAAAUUUCGUUGCAUAUAGUAUUCUAGGAGUAUUAUUUUCUUUGAACAAGUUGUAGAAUUUCAUUUUUCUUCUAUGCUCAAAAAGAAAAUAAGGGUAGAAUAGCAUUUGUAAAAUUUCAUGCUCUAGCCCACCAUUUUUAGGUACAAAUUAAGCCCCUUAUAACAAACGCUCAUCUAAAGUUGUAUUAUUAGCACAAAUUUCCUUUACUAGCCCACCUUGUAGAAUUUGAUAUAUCUAUAGAGGGACAGAAAUUUAGCAUUAGUCUUAAGUCCAAUACAAUACAUGUUUUUUCAUUAGGACAUUGAUGGGGUCUCUAGGCAGCCCAAAACCAUGGGUACCAACAUACUUUAACAGCAAAGACUGUUCCCAAGGCUUUUGUAGCGUAUACUGUCCUAAAUGGUGUUACAUAAUUUACCCUCCACCACCUCCUUUGGACUUCCCGGAAGGCAAUUCUUCGCCGAACUUCUCGCCUCUUGUCGUCGCCAUCAUUGGGAUUCUGGUGAGUGCUUUCCUCCUGGUAAGCUACUACACCAUAAUCUCCAAGUACUGUGGGAACACCACUGACCAUGGGAGAAGAUCAAGCAGAGAAGAUGAUUACGACGAAAACCCGGACGGGGAGUUCGAGGACAAUCACAACCCUUCGAUCCACGAGGCGUGGCACGUGGCGACGGCGGGGCUUGAUGAGGCCCUGAUCAAGUCCAUAACGGCUUGUAAGUACAAGAAGGGAGAUGGGUUGGUUGAAGGCACUGAUUGUUCUGUUUGUCUAAGUGAGUUUCAAGAAGAUGAAGAAGUUAGGCUUUUGCCUAAAUGUAGUCACGCUUUUCACAUACAAUGCAUUGACACUUGGCUUAGAUCACACUCCAAUUGCCCUUUGUGCCGCGCAAAUGUUGUCGUUUGUGUCAAUCCACCAACAGCCACAGAGGGUACUACUUUCUCAAGCAAUGAAUCAGCGGCUGCAAAUGAUGAUCAAAACAGAUCAUUUGUGGGGCAAGAUCGGAAUUCGGAAAGUGUUGAGGAAACUGAUCAGCAUAGUAACACUAACGAUGUUGUCGUUGUGCCAAAGAGUACUACUGCUAGCUCAUUGCGUGCUUUUAGUGACUUGGGCAAUUUGGAGGAGAGGCAUAGCGUAAUCGAGAUCAGACGGUCGGUUUCGAUGGAUCAUUCAGGUGGGGACUGCGUUUCGGUUGCUGAUAUUCUUAGGAUGAAUCAUGGUGAUGAAGAAGAAGGUGAUCAUGUGACUCAUGUUCAUGUGGAAGGGUGCUCUACUGAGCGUGCAAGUUGCUCAAAAUUGGGACAAGUUGGGAAAGAUAAUGGUAAUAGGAAAGGGAUUUUGCAUUGUGUUCUGAGUCCUGUUGCAAUGAAAAGAUCUGUUUCAAGUGGUAGAUUUUUUCUCACCAGGCCUUCAGGUUAUGGGAGAGAAAGACACAAUGUUAUUCCUCUAUGAAAAUUUGCUCUUUUUUGGUUUUGUUUUGGGCAAUUGUGGUUGUGAAGAGAAAAGGUAAAGAAAAAGCGAUUUUGGUUUGUAAGCCAUUGCCCCUUUUUUUUCCCCCACUUCUUGGGGAAUUGAUGAUUUGUAGUGAUUUGUUACUAUGUGAAUGAAAAGGUAA
Messenger RNA from Morus notabilis, 2017 nucleotides. RefSeq names its product RING-H2 finger protein ATL51. The record is from RefSeq and is a predicted model, not a curated record. Gene Ontology annotation, biological process: protein ubiquitination. The transcript has a single exon. Lineage: Eukaryota; Viridiplantae; Streptophyta; Magnoliopsida; Rosales; Moraceae. The coding region runs from base 715 to 1854 and encodes 379 amino acids. Gene Ontology annotation, molecular function: transferase activity.